AGUUCCUGUUUCGAAUUCGUUUCUCGUGACAGAUCGUAUGACACUUGGGUUGUGGAUACAAACACCAGACGGUGUGCAGUCAUGGCAAGCAACAAAUUCCAGAUCGUAGUCCAGGGCGAAGCGUCUGAAACAGACUCAGAGGAUGAACUGUACCUCACAUCCGCCCCUCCUGUGAGCACAUCCUCAUCAUCCAUAGGGAUGAAGGUGGCGGGAGAAGCAUCUGAAACUGACAGUGAGGAUGAGGAAGAAAGAGUUCGAUGUCUGGCCUCUGAAACCCAACAGCAGCUCCGUAAAGACCUGCCGCCCCUCAUCGUGAUCAGAAACACUCCGGCGUCUGCGGCCACACAGGAGGAUAGAUUAUCCCUGUAUAAACCAGAGUCAGAUCGGUUUAACACUCUGCUCCAGCAGAAGCUACAGGAAAGCAAUGCGAGACUGUGUACGGAUGUGAAUCAAAGCAUGAGGCAGGUGUAUCAGAGCGCUGCCAGAGACGUACGACAGGCGACGGCUCAUCUGAACAACUCGCAGACAGGCAUCAUCAACGCAUCCCAUAGCAUCAGACUCGUACUAGAAGAUCUGAAAUCUGUUUCUGAGAAGAUAGACAUCAUCACGAGCUGUCAUUUACUGCCGGAUAUCACCAUGCCUGAACAAUCUUAAUGCGC
This is a messenger RNA of Triplophysa rosa, 659 nucleotides long. RefSeq names its product biogenesis of lysosomal organelles complex-1, subunit 3 (gene bloc1s3). The record is from RefSeq and is a predicted model, not a curated record. Gene Ontology annotation, cellular component: BLOC-1 complex. The coding region runs from base 82 to 654 and encodes 190 amino acids. Lineage: Eukaryota; Metazoa; Chordata; Actinopteri; Cypriniformes; Nemacheilidae. The transcript is spliced from 2 exons.